This is a messenger RNA of Branchiostoma belcheri (Belcher's lancelet), 1040 nucleotides long. RefSeq names its product CD9 antigen-like. The record is from RefSeq and is a predicted model, not a curated record. The coding region runs from base 215 to 946 and encodes 243 amino acids. The transcript is spliced from 7 exons. NCBI's taxonomy places the organism in Eukaryota, Metazoa, Chordata, Leptocardii, Amphioxiformes, Branchiostomatidae. Gene Ontology annotation, cellular component: membrane.
CGACUAACCUCCACCGGGCUCCAGAAGUGGCUGAAAAGAAUAGAAAUUGGCCGAAUAGAUGCCAGGGUGGCAAACUAGUCUGCUUGAAGAUUUCUAGUCCGGUCAUAAGGAGGUCAUGUCACAGCUGCCGUGAAUACAUCAACGGUAAUGGCGCGCGCUGAUUGGGUAGAAGGAAACGGAUGAAGCCUGUUGUUGUCGGAGUCAAGGGGUGAAAAUGGCCGAGGGAACUAGCAGCGGCAGCGCCAUCAAAACUCAGCUUUUUGUCCUCAACGUCGUGUUGUGGCUGGCAGGCGGUGUCCUGUUUGCAGUAGGGAUCUGGCUGUUGUAUGAUCCAGAGAUCGCCCAGGUGGUGUCUGCAGAGCUGCACCUGACCUGGUUCUACCAUGCCUGUUACGCCAUGGUCGUGGCAGGGGCCAUCACCAUCCUGGUAGCCUGUGUGGGCUGCUACGGGGCUAUGAAGGAAAGCAAGCUCAUAGUGAUCGUGUUUGGAGUCCUGUUGUUCAUUGUGUUUGCCUUAAACGUGGGAGCCGUUAUUGUGGGCGUUAAGUACUACAGAGAGGUACGCGGUUACACGCGUGAUUCCUUCCAAGAUGCGAUGCCCCGUGGGUACAUUGAAGACAAAGACUACAGAUUCAAGGAUGACGUGAAGAUAAUCGAAAACAAGUUCUCGUGCUGCGGACUGAGAGAUAUGAACAACCACGGCGUACCGUGCCUGCAGGACUCGUGUUUGUGUGACUCCAACAUCCGACAGGACUGCAAGAACUACACAACCUGGGGCGGCACCUGCCAGAUUUAUCCAGAGCCAUGCAUGUAUGCUGUGUCAUCGUUUCUCAAGAAUAAGAUCACUGCAAUGAUAGCUCUGCCACUGAUCGUUGCUUUUAUACAGCUAUGUGGCAUCUGUUUUGUCUGUACGACACAGAGGAAGAUGGGUGAGAAUGUGGCCUAGUGCAGUGUAGUUUAUAUAUACAGUAUAGCCUCUACCUGAGGCUUCAGUUGGAUGGAAAGAGUAGAAAUUGGCCAAAUGGACACAUAACAUGCCA